AUGAAGGAAGACUGGAUCGAAGACGAGUGUAAUCAUGUGGAGAUGGAGCUGAGCCUCUUGGAAGCAAGGAGGGAAAUUAAAGAACUCAAGCGAGGUAUUGAGAGCAUGAAGAAGAGCUUGGCUGAGAAAGACAAAAAAUUUCAGAAAUACUUCCUAGACGUAAGCAUUGAACACAAGAAACUGGAAUCUUUGGUGUCGAGCAUGGAGAUGGCCCUGAAGAGCUCUGUGAGAGAUGCGCAGCGCCCAGAGUACACAUGUGACUCUGAGGGGAAGCCGUUGUGUACCACGAUGCCAGACAGCCCCACCACAGAGGACCAAGCUCUGGAGGAGCUGGCAGGUAGUGGGCUGUUUCUUCAUGAGGACACAGCUAACGGGACUGAUUUAUUUGAAGAGAGUUUGACCACCACAACCUCUGAGUUGAGUGAUUCAGCUCCCUCCAAUUCUAUUGUGAAUCAAGAGAUGCUUGAAAAUGUUCUGGGUGAGAAACUAACUUUUUCCCAGGAGGAGGAGGAGAAAGUCAGAAACAUGAUGGUGGAGCAGACCAUCCAGACUGAUGUGGUGCCAUAUAGCCUAGAAGGGGAGCAGUUCAUUCAAAACAUGUCCAGAGCUCAGAGCUCAAGACGCCUGUCCUCUAAGCCCGCCUUCUUCCCUGAAGGAAUUGGGUCAAUUUCUCUUGAAAGCCUCAGUGAUUCUGGUAUCGUAGUGGACUUAACUCCAGGUGAGCCAAACUCUACCACCCUUUUGUCUCCUGUGACACCUCCAUGCAGGAAGGUGGAGCACGGAGUUAAUGAAAACCAUUUUGUGAAAGAACUUGAUUUUACAGAACCUCACGAUGAUGAAGUCUUUGGGUACGUCAAUACUGUUUCUCAGACAGGAAUAAAGAAGACAUACUGGAGCAGCAGACUCGCCAGCGAUCUGGCUGUAGCAGCCCCUGUUGUACCAACUAUCAUGCGGGCUUUCAGUACUCAUGGAGCAGGAACAGAUCUCAUUUACAAUUUACUAAACUCAGAUGCCAAUUUUAGCUCUUCAAGCAACACAGGCUGUACCUCAGUGCCUGAAGCCCAUGUGUCGGCUGCUGGAAGCAAAAGGUCUUUUUCUCACAAUUGUGGCCUUCAUGGUCAGAAUAAUGGAUCCUUAUCCAACAAGUCCAGCCCCAGCCCACCUGCUUCCCGUGAAAAGGCCCCUUUGUCAACACUGAGCAAAACCCAGCCGAGUCCUGCGAACACCCGUCAGAAUUAUGGGGCUUCUUUAGCCAGCAGAAGCAACUCAGGCUCAAACAAAGGAAGUGACAGCAGCCAAGUGACGAGGCGAUCAGGGAAAUCUAUUUCUUGUGGUCACAAUUGCAGCACUAAGCCAGAAAAUCCGGAGCGGUAUUUGACUCCUCUGCAGCAGAAAGAAGUUACAAUACGGCAUUUGAAAAAAAAGCUGAAGGAAUCCGAGUGCAAAGUUACAGAAAGGGAAAGAGAAAUCGAAAAGCUCAAAGCUCAGGUGGAACGUAUGAAGGAAGACUGGAUCGAAGAUGAGUGUAAUCAUGUGGAGAUGGAGCUGAGCCUCUUGGAAGCAAGGAGGGAAAUUAAAGAACUCAAGCGAGGUAUUGAGAGCAUGAAGAAGAGCUUGGCUGAGAAAGACAAAAAAUUUCAGAAAUACUUCCUAGACGUAAGCAUUGAAAACAAGAAACUGGAAUCUUUGGUGUCGAGCAUGGAGAUGGCCCUGAAGAGCUCUGUGAGAGAUGAGCAGCGCCCAGAGUACACAUGUGACUCUGAGGGGAAGCCGUUGUGUACCACGAUGCCAGACAGCCCCACCACAGAGGACCAAGCUCUGGAGGAGCUGGCAGGUAGUGGGCUGUUUCUUCAUGAGGACACAGCUAAUGGGACUGAUUUAUUUGAAGAGAGUUUGACCACCACAACCUCUGAGUUGAGUGAUUCAGCUCCCUCCAAUUCUAUUGUGAAUCAAGAGAUGCUUGAAAAUGUUCUGGGUGAGAAACUAACUUUUUCCCAGGAGGAGGAGGAGAAAGUCAGAAACAUGAUGGUGGAGCAGACCAUCCAGACUGAUGUGGUGCCAUAUAGCCUAGAAGGGGAGCAGUUCAUUCAAAACAUGUCCAGAGCUCAGAGCUCAAGAUGCCUGUCCUCUAAGCCCGCCUUCUUCCCUGAAGGAAUUGGGUCAAUUUCUCUUGAAAGCCUCAGUGAUUCUGGUAUCGUAGUGGACUUAACUCCAGGUGAGCCAAACUCUACCAUCCUUUUGUCUCCUGUGACACCUCCAUGCAGGAAGGUGGAGCACGGAGUUAAUGAAAACCAUUUUGUGAAAGAACUUGAUUUUACAGAACCUCACGAUGAUGAAGUCUUUGGGUACGUCAAUACUGUUUCUCAGACAGGAAUAAAGAAGACAUACUGGAGCAGCAGACUCGCCAGCGAUCUGGCUGUAGCAGCCCCUGUUGUACCAACUAUCAUGCGGGCUUUCAGUACUCAUGGAGCAGGAACAGAUCUCAUUUACAUGUUGAGUGACACGGAGACUUGUUCCCGCUAA
Phalacrocorax carbo (great cormorant) is the source of this 2523-nucleotide messenger RNA. The record is from RefSeq and is a predicted model, not a curated record. NCBI's taxonomy places the organism in Eukaryota, Metazoa, Chordata, Aves, Suliformes, Phalacrocoracidae.